Messenger RNA from Echinostoma caproni, 777 nucleotides. Lineage: Eukaryota; Metazoa; Platyhelminthes; Trematoda; Plagiorchiida; Echinostomatidae. The record is from the annotation of a GenBank genome assembly.
AUGGCUCAGCGUAUCUUUCAGUCUUUCCGCCGCCUUCCUGGACACCUUACAUCUUUCAAUCGAAAAGCAGAAACUCCCGAUUCACACGGAAGUGCCUAUCGUGCCAAAGUUUGUUCCGAUUAUGGUUUUCCAGCCAAACCUGUAUCGAUCGCAUACGAUCCUGUACUGGAUUUCUUAGCUUUACUCACCCGGGAUGGAAAUAUUAUCAUAUAUGGGAAACCAGGAGUUGUUUUCACCGCGACGCACGAUGAUAAUGCCGAGUUUAUUCAAGUACUGUUUCUCAACGGGACUAGAAAGUUGAUCACUUUAACAGAAUCUGAUGACAUAUAUUUGUGGGAGCUGGCAACCACCGCACAGUCGUCCGUCCGCUUUGUUCAAAUCGGUUGCCUCAAACGAGUGACACAAAAACUGCGUUCGAAUUUCGUUAACGGCGUCACCGAUGUGGAAAACGCAGACCAAGCCGAUGGUACAAAUCAUGUUACCGCUAUUUGUGCCGCAAUGGACGGUACCGGAUUCUUGUUGGGAACCGAAAACGGCUGGAUGGCUUCUGUACGCCUCAACACUCCCUCCAAGAUAGUUCCCCAAAAUUUCGAAUACCUUUCACUUCCCACAGCUGACGAAGCUAUUACGCCAUCACGUAUCUUGAAUGGUCAUCGGCAGAAAUCGCCUCCUCAGUUAGCUCAUCAUCGUCUGCGCGAUCCAUCUGAAUGCACACGUUAUGAGGAGAAGCUGGGACAGGAGCUAGGAGAACCGCGACAUGGUGGAGAAAACCAAUAG